Messenger RNA from Cuculus canorus (common cuckoo), 2035 nucleotides. RefSeq names its product coenzyme Q8B (gene COQ8B). Bases 387 to 1979 code for a protein of 530 amino acids. Lineage: Eukaryota; Metazoa; Chordata; Aves; Cuculiformes; Cuculidae. The transcript is spliced from 14 exons. Gene Ontology annotation, biological process: ubiquinone biosynthetic process. Gene Ontology annotation, molecular function: kinase activity. Gene Ontology annotation, cellular component: extrinsic component of mitochondrial inner membrane. The record is from RefSeq and is a predicted model, not a curated record.
UUUUGGGGGAUCCUCGUGGGUUUUGGGGUGUCUUUGGGUGUCAGAGGGGUCAGAUAGGGGUUUUGGGAGGGUCCUUGUGGGUUUUGGGGGGUCCCCUGGAUGAUUUUUGGGUCCCCUUUCUCAUUUUUGGGGUCUCCUGUGUCAUUUUUGGGUCCCCUUUGUAAUUUUUAGGUUCUUCUGUGCCAUUUUUGGGGUCCUCUGUGCCAUUUUAGGGCUCUCCUCUGUCACUUUUGGGGUCCGCUCUGUCAUUUUUGGGGUCCCCUUGUAUUUUGGGGGCUCCCCCCGUGUGUCCUGUGCAGUUUUGGGGGGUCCCUCCAGUUUUGGGGGGUCCUGUGGGGGGUGUGUUGGUUAUUCCCCCCCUCACCCCCAGCUUUGGGGAUGGGGCAAUGGUGGCGGCUUCGCUCUGCGCAUGCGCCGCGCCUGGAGGUGGGCGUGGCUUAGAGUGCGGGAACGCGUUGCUUGGAAACCAAAAGAGCGCGCUUGGAAACCGGAAGUACGCCCCCCUUGCAAACCGGAAGCGCUUGAAAACCGGAAGUGAGGCGAGGAGCCGAGCUGCGGCCCCAUGGCGACGCGGAUCCGGUCCUUCCGCAGCGCCGCGGCCCUUCGGGGCCUCUCGGCCGAGGAAAUCAAACGAGCGAGAGAGUCGCGGGGCCGCUCUGAGCCCCCCCGGCAGCGGCUCAGUGAACGCGCUCGGGAGCGCAGAGUGCCUGUGUCCCGCCUGGGGCGGCUGGCGAGCUUCGGAGGCCUCGCCGUGGGUCUCGGGGCGGGAGCGGUGGUGCGAGCGGCUCAGGCUCGGCUCAGCGGUGAGGCUCCGAGCCCCCUCCUCUCAGAAGCCAACGCGGAGCGGUUGGUGGCCACGCUGUGCCGGGUGCGGGGGGCCGCCCUCAAACUGGGGCAGAUGCUCAGCAUCCAAGUUACAAGGAAUCCUGGAGCGCGUCCGACACGGAGCCGACUUCAUGCCGCGCUGGCAGAGCACCCGCGUCCUGGAUGAGGAAUUGGGCUCUUCCUGGCGGGAUAAACUGACCGAGUUCGAGGAGAUCCCGUUCGCCGCCGCCUCCAUCGGACAGGUCCAUCGCGGAGUCCUUCGCGACGGCACCGCUGUGGCCGUCAAGAUCCAGUACCCCGGAAUCGCCCAAAGCAUCCGCAGCGACGUCUCCAACGUCCUGACUCUGCUCAAACUGAGCUCAGCGCUGCCCGAGGGGCUGUUUGCCGAGCAGGCGCUGGAGGUGCUGCAAACGGAACUGGAGUGGGAAUGCGACUACCGGCGCGAGGCUGAGUGCACCAGAGCCUUCCGGCAGCUUCUUGGGGGGGACCCAUUUUUUGGGGUACCCCGAGUGGUCCCCGAGCUCUCGUCCAGCCGCGUUCUCGCCACCGAGUUGGGGAGUGGGGUCCCCCUUGACCGGUGUCGCCCCCUCCCCCAACACCUCCGGGACCAGCUUUGCACCCACCUCCUCCGCCUGUGCCUCCGUGAGCUCUUCGAAUUCCGCUUCAUGCAAACCGACCCCAAUUGGACCAAUUUCCUCUACGACUCCCGAAGCCACCGCGUGAUGCUCUUGGAUUUCGGAGCGAGUCGUUCCUUUGAUAAAGAAUUUACGGAUCAUUAUAUAGAGAUGAUCCGAGCUGCGGCCGAGAGGGAUCGGGAUAAAGUGGUGCAGAAAUGCCGGGAUCUCAAGUUCCUGACGGGCUACGAGAGUGAGGAGCAGGAGACGGCUCACGCGGAGGCAGUUUUGGUUCUGGCGGAGGCGUUUUCGGGGGUUCAACCCUUCGAUUUUGGGGGUUCGGGGCGACGGGUGAGGGAAUUACUUCCCCCCCUUUUCCGCCACCGCCUCGCGCCCCCCCCGCCCCCCACUUACUCUCUACACCGUAAAUUGGGGGGAACACUUUUGGGGUGCGCCCGUCUCGGGGGGCGCGUCCACUGCCGACAGCUCUUCGAGGAGCGCUAUGAGCUCUAUUGGGGGAUAGACCCCCCCAAAAAAUAGGGGGACCCCCCCCAAAAUGGGGGAGACACCCCCUCCCUCUGCCCUGGAAUUGGGGG